UUGACAUCUCGUACUAAUCCACUGCUCUCGCUCUUUCACCCGGAAGUGGUCAAACGCUCAUAUGGGCCUUUACAAUCACUAUUACCCUAAAAUCGAAACUUUUUGGACAUAAUAUGUGGUUAAAUAUUUAGAAGAAAUUAUCCCCAACGAAUGUACAAUGUCAGAUCGCAAACGAAGCCGAAAGCACCACGAGGACAGGCAUGAAAAAAAGAAACACAAGGAGUCAAAACAAGAUGAUGAAGGCAAAUACCAACACCAAACCAGAAAACUGAUUCAAGAGGUGCAGAAACUCAAGCACGUGGAGACUUUCUAUGAAAAUCCUCCUCCUGGGUUCAUUAAGGAAGAGGAUGACAGACCAGAGGACUGUAUCCCUGAUGACCCUGGUAAUGAGGACGCUAGGAGCUUUUUGGCUCACGCUCCCACUAAAGGACUGUGGAUGCCUCUGGGGAAAGAGGUGAAGGUCAUGCAGUGCUGGAGAUGUAAGAGGUACGGCCACAGAACGGGAGACAAAGAAUGUCCUUUCUUUAUCAAAGGCAACCAGAAACUGGAGCAGUUCAGAGUGGCGCAUGAGGAUCCUAUGUACGAUAUCAUCCGUGAAAACAAACGCAAUGAAAAAGAGACUAGGAUCCAGCAGUUGAGACAGAUGCUUGAAGACACCACCUCCGACUCUGACUCCACCUCGUCUUCCUCUGCCUCCUCCGAUCACACCCGGAAGAAGAAAAAAAAGAAAAAAGAGAAGAGGAAGAAAGAAAAGAAGAAACACGUGAAGAAAAAGAAGAAGCACAAGGCCAAGGCUGGCGAUGACUCGGACUCAGAUUAAAACAAGGCCAGUGGUCUGGGUGUCUCAGUGCUCAUCAUAGAAGCUCAUAAGGUCUGCAGUGGAUGCGUCAGCCCUAUCGAAUAUACACAGGAGACUUCCCAUCAGUUCCCCAGGCCAUCUUCAGAUCUGCUUAAUAAUGCAUGGAUGCAUUUAAUCCCCUCUGUUGCAUGGAAUGCUUAGGAUAUGUGCAUCUCUGACAGAUUUCCUAUAGCCGGUCCAUGCUUGUACAGAACACUUUCUGAAUGUAUGUUGAUUUACAUUUUGAGAAUGUGUCAUUGUGAAAUUAACUGAUGGGAGCUUAUGAUACAUGCCAUCUGCUGCUGUCAUGAACAGUGACAUUCAUAAGUGUCAUGUAAAUAAAUCAAUAACUAUGCCUUUU
Messenger RNA from Sinocyclocheilus rhinocerous, 1199 nucleotides. RefSeq names its product RP9 pre-mRNA splicing factor (gene rp9). The coding region runs from base 158 to 820 and encodes 220 amino acids. Gene Ontology annotation, biological process: RNA splicing. NCBI's taxonomy places the organism in Eukaryota, Metazoa, Chordata, Actinopteri, Cypriniformes, Cyprinidae. The record is from RefSeq and is a predicted model, not a curated record. The transcript has 6 exons.